Molecule: messenger RNA, 2625 nt
Organism: Dioszegia hungarica
Lineage: Eukaryota; Fungi; Basidiomycota; Tremellomycetes; Tremellales; Bulleribasidiaceae
Product: ATP-dependent DNA ligase
Exons: 10
Coding region: 1-2625 (874 amino acids)
Biological process (GO): mitochondrial DNA repair; double-strand break repair via alternative nonhomologous end joining; DNA recombination
Cellular component (GO): DNA ligase III-XRCC1 complex
Molecular function (GO): DNA ligase (ATP) activity; ATP binding; DNA binding
Source: RefSeq, a predicted model, not a curated record
AUGUUUGCCGGCUCGAGCCGGAAACGGGCUCCAAGUCCUACACCUCUGCGGGAUGUCAAGCCGGAGACGUCGUCCCCGAAGGAUGUCAAACCGGCAACGAUCACCUCGACCUCGGCGGAGGCUGUCAAAGCUAUCGACUUCGAUACGGACGCGUUCCUCUUCCGUCCAUCCGAUAUCGACAUAUCGAACUGGCCCAAGGGCCGCCUACCGUACAGCGUUCUGGUGGGCGUAUACGUCCAGGUCUCAUCUACGCGCUCGAGAUUGACCAUCGUUCGCGUUCUCACCAACUUCCUCCACCUCCUCAUCCAUGCAUCACCCAUCGACCUCCCACCCUCGCUCUACCUCCUCUCGAACCACCUUCUCCCAUCAUACCUCCCCUGCGAACUCGGCAUCGGCUCCCAGAUCCUCUCGAAGGCAGUGCAGGAAGUUUCAGGCUGUCAGCCUCGUGACCUCAAGAAGCUGUGGGAGAAAUGGGGAGAUCCAGGGGACGUAGCAUACGAAGCUAAGAGCACGCUUCGGACACUAGUCACCCCCGCGCCGCUGUUGGUUGGGGACGUAUACAAGCGGUUAUUGGGGUUGAGUAAGGUCAAGGGGAGCCAGAGCGGGAAGGUGAAAGGCGAUGUGGUGCGGAAAUUGAUGGUUCAGGCGAGAGGGGAGGAAGUACGGUUUCUGGUUAGGAGUCUGAUUGGAAAUCUUAGGAUAGGCGCUGUUCGACUUACUCUCCUCACUUCCCUCGCUCGCGCUACGGCCCUCUUCCAUACACCCACCGACCUGAUCAACUCCGUGCUUCCUCCCCCUGGUCCGCCACCCAAAGCCGAGAAAGGCCAAAAACGGAUCCCGCGCCCCAAGGUCGAACCCGACCUCGCUCGAGAAGAAGUCGAAGUGCGAUGCGUGGAAGCUACUAAGCUUGUUCGGAAGGUGUAUGUCCGGCAUCCGAAUUAUGGGGAUCUGGUCAAGGGCUUAGAGGGGCAUGGUUUGGAGGGUCUGGAAGAGCGGGUUCCUGUCAGCGUCGUAGGCAUACCGCUCUCGCCCAUGUUGGGGUCUAUUACAAGAUCGCUUAACGAGGUGUUCACGAGAUUGGGAAAUCUACCUUUUACAGCCGAGGCGAAGCUCGAUGGGCAGCGCGUGCAAAUCCAUGCGAGACUGGACGGACCGCAGGGCGAGGAAGAUGGUGGUGGGAGGUGGGUGACGGGCGAAGAGGGCCAGAAGGUCUGGGUGCGACUGUUCAGCCGACAUCUGGAAGACAUGACCGAGAAAUACCCGGAUAUCUGUCAACUCGUGCUCGCUCUGCUCUAUCGACCCGUACCUCCCGAUCCCGCCGCUUUCCCCUCGACCGCCUCUGUAGCGCCUCAGCGAGUCAUCGACCUCCUCCACGUCAAGAAGAUAUCGUCUUUCAUUAUGGACGCCGAAGUGGUCGCUAUAGACAAGGAUACCGGCGCUUACCGGACCUUCCAAGAUCUGAGUAAUCGCGCAAAGAAGGACGUCAGGGUGGAGGAUAUCAAGGUUGUUGUCAGCGUGUUCGCGUUUGAUCUCAUGUCGAUGAACGAUGAGACCCUCCUCAAUUCGCCAUUUUCCCACCGUCGGCACAUUCUGCACACCCUCUUCCCAGCACACGCCCCCAUCGACCCAACCCAAGCCCGCUUCGCCCAUGUCGAGUCUCUUGAUUCUACCGCUUGCGCCGAUACCCCGGCGGAGAUACAGGCGUUCUUCGAGAUGGUCGUAGAGCAGAAGUGUGAAGGGUUGAUGGUCAAGCUGUUGGAGUCGGGGGAGGGGCUUGUAGGGGAUGAUGAGGAAGUGGAGGACGAUGGGGCUGGGGAGAAGAUCAAGAAGGCAAAGAAAGGCAAAGGCACUGAGGUGGAUGGUGGAGAGGUGAAAGAGGGUGGGAAAGGGGGAAAGAAGAAACCGCUACCGGCGACUUAUGAGCCUGAUCAGAGGAGUCAGGGGUGGUUGAAGGUGAAGAAGGACUACCUGGAAGGGCUGGGCGAUAGCCUUGAUCUUGUACCCAUUGGGGCGUGGUGGGGACAAGGCCGAAAAGCGGGCUGGUGGAGUCCGAUCCUUUUGGCAUGUCACAAUCCCGAGACUGGCGCAUUGGAGGCUGUCUGCAAAUGUGAGCUGAUCGGUAGAAGCUCAUGCUCCCCAGGUAUAUCGGGCUUCACGGACGCAUUCUACAAAGACCUCCUCGUUCGGUUCCCGCCGCACAAUGCGAUCCCGGAGAAGUGUAAUACGGACACCACGCUGGGGUAUUACGAGACGAAUGGGCUGAGGCCGAAUGUUUGGUUUGAGCCGAGCGAGGUGUGGGAGAUACGAGGUGCCGACAUAACCCUGUCGCCUGUCUAUCCCGCCGCGGCGUCCCUGCUCGGCUCAGAGCGAGGCCUCUCGAUGCGCUUCCCGCGGUUCAUGAAGCGCCGAGAUGACAAGAGCUGGGAACAGGCCAGCACGAGCCAGCAAUUUGCCGAUAUGUACAGGAGACAGAUCAAGGAGGCGCCUGCGCGGGCGGCGAAAGUGGGCGCUGAGGGGGUCGGGAAAGUGAUUAGGCAAGGAUCUGAGGAGGCCAAGGGCGAAGAAGAGGUAGACGAUGAAGGGGAGGAUGGGCAGGAAGAAGAGGAGUUUGAGGAGGAGGAGUAG